UCCAAAUGCUUAACGGUACCUCCGGUUUCACGCUCCGACACUCUGCGGCAAGCCAAUCACAGCGCGACAGGUAUACCAGGGCCGGAAGACUUGUGGCUCGUUGAUCGCAUCCCUCUGCGUGUGUCACGACGAAACCACUGGCUCGCAGUUGUUCACAGAUCGUUUCAAGUGCGGACGCGACGGACACGCGGACGGACAAUUGUUGUUUUAGCACAACGGAAAGAGCAAAGGAUAUUUCCGUAACACAAAAACACAUACACAGGAUGAUGCUGCACGGCACUCCCACUUGUCGGUUGCUUCUGCUGGCCCUAUCUGGCCUGGUUCUGUUCCUGAUACCGUACAGUGCCGCCCUCAGAGAAGGCGACUGCGAAGUGUGUGUGAAAACGGUCAGCAGAUUCGUGGACAGUCUUUCGGAGGAUGCGAAGAAGGACACCAAACGGAUAGAGGAUGACUUCCGGGCGUUCUGCAAAAAGGUCAAAGACAAGGAGCAGCGCUUUUGUUAUUACUUAGGAGGUGUUGAAGAUUCGGCCACGGGUAUACUGAACGAGCUGUCGAAGCCGAUCAGCUGGUCGAUGCCGGCUGACAAGAUCUGCGAGAAGCUAAAGAAGAAGGAUGCACAGAUUUGCGAUCUUCGAUACGACAAACAAAUAGACGUGAAUGCCGUCGAUCUGAAGAAGCUGAAGGUGCGGGAUCUGAAGAAGAUUCUCUCCGACUGGGACGAAGAGUGCGACGGGUGCCUGGAAAAGACUGAUUUCAUCAAGCGUAUCGAGGAGCUGAAGCACAAGUACGUCAAGACGGAACUGUAACACCGUCGUCCGGACAGAUUAGGAUCUCGCUAUCGUCGUUGUCACAACGUCGUCCUGCAUCAUCCCUCUCAUACCACCGGAUGUUAAAUUAUUACGUCGACAGCUUGCGGCACGGAUGGGCCUCCGCGUUUCUAGACCGUACAUCCGCCCGAAAGGUGGACUCGUGUUCACAGCUCCGAUAACCGGUAGUAAUAGGCAAACAAUGAUACGACCGUUCCGCGAAGUGGUGAAGCAAAGCGAAAAAAUAAGCAAAAAUUAAAAUAUAAAAAGUGAGU
Anopheles cruzii is the source of this 1081-nucleotide messenger RNA. It is a transcript of the gene Manf, whose product is annotated as mesencephalic astrocyte-derived neurotrophic factor homolog. The coding region runs from base 264 to 806 and encodes 180 amino acids. Gene Ontology annotation, biological process: dopaminergic neuron differentiation; neuron projection development. Gene Ontology annotation, cellular component: endoplasmic reticulum. NCBI's taxonomy places the organism in Eukaryota, Metazoa, Arthropoda, Insecta, Diptera, Culicidae. The record is from RefSeq and is a predicted model, not a curated record. The transcript has 4 exons.